UGAUCGGCGGGGUCGUGUUCAAUUGGCGUAGCUAGCGUACACUAAUCUGUUAGUGGGACAGUGCCGGAUCGAGCGCUCACACGGACCGAGCUCCCUGACAAGCUAGGCCAUUGUCGGUGGUUGUCCGUGACCGUGCGGUCGAGGAACAGCUGCGAGCUUGAGCCCAGGCAAGCCCCAACCCCACACCAAAACUCCAUGUCGGCGCCUGCUUGAACGGCACCCUGUUUCUUAUCGAUCCGCUUCGCCAGUCGGGCAGCCGACACCGACCCCGGAACCAGACCCGAAAUUUCCACAGCGCGACCGGGAACCCGGCAACGCCGCAACCCUCCUCGCCAUGUCGAGCACGCCCUCGUCGGACACGGCGAGCUCGCUGUCGGCAUCAUCGUCCUUCGUCAUCACUGACGUGCCGCGCUCGGCGUCCUCCGGCCGAGACGGAAGUGACGACGACGACGAGGAUGUCGACUCGCUGCCCUCCAUCUCCAGCAGCAUCCUCGACUCGGAAGCCGACUCGUCCUCGGACGCGCAGCGGGAGUGGGAGGCCAGCCUGGAGCAGCUGCAGCUGCUGCUGACCAUGGUUAUCAUGCCGUUUGCGGGGAAGUUUUUGGGUCGCAAGUUUGCGUAUUGGAGCUGGGCGAGGUACAUGGAGUGGAUGCAUAACGUGGAGAUCCGGUGGACGAGCAAGCGGACGUUCAACGCUGCUGGCGCGGCUGAGGCUGCAUCCUCAUUAUGACGAGGCGGAUUUACGGCCUGGGAGGAGCCAUGAGGACGUACAUAUCGAUUUACAGCUUGUCUUGGGCGGCCUCGUUCACCACGGCGUUACGGAAUAUGGGGUCGGGACAUAGGAGCAUUGGGAUCUCCUGGCGACGAAUAGAUAGGAUAGCCCUUUCUUUGGUUGGGCAUGAAAUUUCACCCAUAGAAGCGAUGCCGCGCUGUUCUGGAACCUCGAAUGUUCCCCGGCUCAGGAACAUUGGCUGGGAAUAAGAGAACAAGAGCUUGCGCACUAAGCCGUCGAUUUGGUAUACUAACUCUACAAUGAUCCUGCCCUCGUGCCCCAUCCAUAAGCCAAGCCCAGCCAGCCGUUCGUCAGGACAUCCGCAUUAGAUGGUAGCUUCGUCAUCCG
Molecule: messenger RNA, 1120 nt
Organism: Thermothielavioides terrestris NRRL 8126
Lineage: Eukaryota; Fungi; Ascomycota; Sordariomycetes; Sordariales; Chaetomiaceae
Exons: 2
Coding region: 335-730 (131 amino acids)
Biological process (GO): mitochondrial outer membrane translocase complex assembly; protein insertion into mitochondrial outer membrane
Cellular component (GO): mitochondrial outer membrane
Source: RefSeq, a predicted model, not a curated record